GAGGCCAGCCGGGUAGCCUGCAGAACACCGACUACCUCACGGUCCCUUCUGCAGGAAUCACGCGCGUGCCAGAUUGGUGCAUGGAUGUGGAGUCGCGGAGGAAGCUGAUGGAUGCUCAACAUGAGCAGAAGACGCCACUGCCGGUGAGUCCGACGUCUCCAUGGACGGUUAUUCCAUCAGAGGCAGCAGCAGCACCACUUCUUUCGCCACCACGAGGCGAAGGGUCAGCACUGGCUGCAACUUCGGCAUCUCCAGCACCGGCGACUGCAGGCUCUGCACCCAGUGCGCCGAGCGCGCCAGCA
Messenger RNA from Symbiodinium pilosum, 302 nucleotides. Lineage: Eukaryota; Dinophyceae; Suessiales; Symbiodiniaceae. The record is from the annotation of a GenBank genome assembly.